UUAUAAAAACCCGUCAAAAUGCCUGACAGCUCGUAGUGAUCGGAGCACGUACGAACUGUCCGGUAGAAGAAAUCCUCUAAACAACAAUGCGGACGAGGAACAGAGGUUACAGUGGAUUUAUAGCGGCCCGUGUUCCUUUAAAACACCGUCAAGUAGGAUCUGCCGAUGCUUGAAGACAGAUGUUUGACGGCUGACGAGCUAAGGAGCUAAGAGCGUUUCAAUCGGAUUGUACCUAUUUGAUCUACACCUCAACCCACCUGCCAUUAUCCGCGGCAUACAAGCGUCUCUUUCGCUGUGAGGCCGUUAUGAUCCAUCUCUUCGAGACCAUGGACGAGGCUUCCCCGCCGUCUCUGACCGAUCUGUGCAUGACUCUGGUGAGCUCCAGGCUGGAGCUCUUCUGUGAGAUGCGUGAUGACGGCUCCCUCUCCUUCCGCGAGCCGCUGGUCUUCCCGCAGGAGCUGGCCGACCAACUGCUCUGCAAGAUGGCCACUGAGGGCCUGUUGAAUGACAGCACGGUGGGAAUCUUCCGAAGCUGCCAGCAGUUCCGGUUGCGUCACGCCUGCAUCCGCACCGCGAGGAUCUCCGCCGAGGCCUUCCACCGGGCCCUCUGCCCGCACCGCCUCGUGGAGCUGGACGCCUCGCGGGUCAACGCCGACCUCACCAUCGCCGACAUCCUUCGAGGUUUGUCAUCCAACAAGUCUCUGCAGGAGAGCCUGCAGCGGCUGGUCCUGAACGGCCUGACCAUGUCUUCUCUGGAGGAGCCCGGCCGUCGCUGCUUCAGUGCCAUGCAGGGUCUGCGCGCGCUCAGCGUGUCCAGCGUGGACUUCUACGACUCGGGCCUGCUGGACGUGUGCGCGCUGCCCCGUUUGGAGAGUCUGGAUAUCUCCAACACGUCCGUGACGAACCUGACCCCGCUGCUGGGCUUGAGGAGCAGGCUGCGCUAUCUCACCAUGCACCAGCUCAAGAGGCUGGAGAUGACCACCGCUCAGCUGCUGGCUGUGCUCAGUCAGCUGGAGGGUUUACAGCACCUUGAUAUCUCGGACGAUAAGCAGUUCACGUCUGACGUGGCGCGGCAGCUGCUGGAGACCUCCGGCAUCCUCCCCCAGCUGGUGUCUCUGGACGUAUCUGGCCGGAAGCAGGUGACCGAUGCAGCGGUCAGGGCUUUCGUGGAGGCCAGACCGGGCAUGACCUUCGUUGGUCUGCUGGCCACCGACGCCGGAUUCUCUGACUUCCUGUCCGGAGAGGGCAGCUUAAAGGUGACUGGAGAGGCCAAUGAGACUCAGAUAUGUGAGGCGUUGAGAAGGUACAGCGAGAGAGAAGGGUUUGUGAGAGAAGCUCUCUUCCAUCUUUUCAGCCUCACUCAUGCCAUCGAGAAAGCGAGACCCGACAUCCUGAAGUUGGUAGCGUUGGGGAUGAAGAACCAUCCGGCCACACUGAAUGUGCAGCUGGCAGCCAGCGCCUGUGUGUUUAACCUCACCAAACAGGAUCUGGCCUUUGGAAUCCCCGUACGACUUCUGGGGAACGUCACCCAGCUGCUUCUCGAAGCCAUGAAGACCUUCCCCAACCACCAGCAGCUGCAGAAGAACUGCCUGCUGUCUCUAUGCAGUGACCGAAUCUUGCAGGAGGUUCCCUUCAACAGGUUCGAAGCUGCCAAGCUGGUCAUGCAGUGGCUGUGCAACCACGAGGAUCAGAACAUGCAGAGGAUGGCCGUAGCCAUCAUCUCCAUCCUCGCUGCCAAGUUGUCCACUGAACAAACCGCACAACUAGGGGCUGAGCUUUUUAUCGUAAAGCAACUCCUGCACAUCGUGCGUCAGAAAACGUGUCAGGGGAUCGUAGACGCCACGUUGAAGUUCACUCUCAGCGCUCUGUGGAACCUCACGGAUGAAUCUCCUACCACCUGCAGACACUUCAUAGAGAACCAGGGACUAGAGCUCUUCAUCAAAGUACUCGAGUCCUUUCCAUCAGAGUCAUCCAUUCAACAGAAGGUCCUGGGUUUACUGAACAACAUCGCUGAGGUGGGAGAGUUGCACGGCGAGUUGAUGGUUCAGAGUUUUUUGGAUCACAUCCGCUCUCUGCUGCACAGCCCAGAGGUGGAGGUCAGUUAUUUUGCCGCAGGCAUCUUGGCCCACCUCACCUCACGGGGCGAGAAGGUGUGGACCCUCGACCUGUCACUUAGGGCCACGCUGCUGGAGCAACUGCAUUCGGCCAUUCUGAAGUGGCCAACGCCGGAAUGUGAGAUGGUAGCAUACAGGUCGUUCAACCCUUUCUUCCCUUUACUGGAGUGCUUCCAGACCCCAGGAGUCCAGCUGUGGGCCGCGUGGGCCAUGCAGCACGUCUGCAGCAAAAACAGCGGGCGGUACUGCAGCAUGUUACUGGAGGAGGGAGGGCUGCAGCAGCUAGAGGCUGUGAGGUCACAUCCCAAAACCCACAGCGACGUGCGGCGAUUGGCCGAAAGCAUCCUAGACAGUUUACAUCGCCACAGAGCACGUACAGGGUACACAGGGCCGCCCAAAAUACACACGCAUAGAGAGAAAAACGUUCCAUGACGCAAUUAGCGGUCUCUGGAUCGGAUGUCGCGAAAAACUGGAAGCUUUUUGUGCGUGUUUGUGUUCACUCGUGCCCACCCGUAUGACAACGACGCUCUGCUGCUCUUCCUGUAAGGAGGACCCCGUGGAUGAGUUACUUUGCAUAUGUUUGCACACGACGGAAUCUGCUAUUUAUUUGACGUAACAAUUAAGUCUCCGUAACGAGGAACUGUUUAUUUACACGCGCAGCGGCUAAGAGAGUGCGUUUAUGAUAAAAAGCGGGACGUACGUGAGAGUUUAUAUAUGUGUGUGUGUGUGUGUGUGUGUGCAUGUGUGUAUUAAGAGCAUGUGCAUCAGAUCGCUACGUAUGCAUAUUCAGAUUUGGAUGCAACUCCAUAGGAAAUUUCAUUUGUAUGACAGAUUUCUGUCCUCUUGGGCAUAAAAUGCAAUAAUACAAAAAACGUUCACAACAGAUAAGAGUUGUGUUACAUGGGAAUACAACCGUUUGGUAACCUGAGUUAAACUGAGUGUACGAGAGAGGAAGAAAAGCGUAUCGAAGUGCAUUGAACAGCAUGAGAGCUUUAGGGGUGAAAUAUAUUUUUAUAGACUGUAUAUCAAAACGUUGGCAGAUGACAGUGUUUUGAUGUCGUGUUGCACGCAGAGUAUUACGAUCCAGAUUUGAGUUUCAAAAAAAUGGUACUGGACUGAUCGCUCGGAUAAAAGAUUCCUCGAGAACCCACAGCAACGAAACGGGCGGAGAUGAAUUAAAAAUAAAGCCUUUGCCUUUGCUCAAAAGCAGGAACACGAUUUGCCGCGUAAGCCACGUUGAGAAAUCUGGCAGGCAGAAACAAAAACAGACACGGAUAAACGGCACCAUGUGAAAAAAAGAAAAGGAGGAAAAAAAAAAAAAAAAAAGUGAGAACUUUGGUCUCAUCGUGGCAACUGGGGCGUGCUGGUGAUUUGCCAAAAGUCAUUGGAUUUGCCUUCUCGCUAAACACACUUGCAUUGAAAGAAGUUUGAUUUAAUUUAACACCAAUGAAGCUGUUAAAAAGCAGGUUCGACUCGUCUUGUUCGAAACUGCAAUUUAAAAAAAGUAUAUUCCAUUUUGUUCCGGUGAACUAAAGAAGCCUGUUUUGUAUAUAAAUGCUUCUUUUCGCAGCAUGGAUUUGGUUUUCUGUUCGUAUCUGGGCCAUGUAUUAUGAUGAGAUGCUCCAGCAAAUGUGCUUUGUUCCAGAAAAUCGUAUUGUUGUCAUGCAGCUGUUCUUGCACGUUGCAUGAAAUGGUAUUUGUUAUCAUUUCUACCGUAAUUUUUAAUUUCGUCUGGCAACUUCGGCCAGGUUUACCUACGGCUUUUCGCCAGAUAUUACGUUUUUGGAUUCAGUUUUGACAUUAGCAAAUACUUGAUGUUAAAUUUAACCUGCCACUCUAAAUGGACCAAAUGAGUUCCCCCGAACUUUACAGGCCGAGCGUGGAGACUCUCAUCGUGUGCGUGGCCCUCCACGAGGACAGACUGUGGUUUGUGGCGUACUACAGAUCUCUUCUGUGUGGAUUGAGUCAGCUACUGUCAUACUGCUGAUCAGACUCACAUUUAUGCAAAUCAUGUCUGGGGAAUAAAGAAUGUGAAACCCUU
This is a messenger RNA of Puntigrus tetrazona (Sumatra barb), 4155 nucleotides long. RefSeq names its product zyg-11 family member, cell cycle regulator (gene zyg11). NCBI's taxonomy places the organism in Eukaryota, Metazoa, Chordata, Actinopteri, Cypriniformes, Cyprinidae. Gene Ontology annotation, cellular component: Cul2-RING ubiquitin ligase complex. The record is from RefSeq and is a predicted model, not a curated record. Gene Ontology annotation, molecular function: protein binding. Bases 306 to 2546 code for a protein of 746 amino acids. The transcript is spliced from 16 exons.